GAUUCCCGCUCCUACUUGAAGAUCCCUUCACGUCCUCGGCCACUUCUCUCCGUUCUCUCUCAACAUUCACCACACUCAUGUUCCCACAAACAUCCCACUCAUGCUCCGCCGGGCUAACCCUCGUCCCAGGAAGAAGGUGGCCAUCGUUGGCAGCGGCUGCGCCGGGAUCGCGGCGCUGUGGGCGCUGAACCGCAGCCCUCACGAUGUCUACAUCUACGAGGCCGCUGACCGCCUCGGCGGCCACACCCGCACCGUGGAGUUUGUCAAGGGGAAGUACCGGGCCAUGGUGGACACGGGCUUCAUCGUCAUGAACACCGAGACCUACCCGAACUUCCUCAACUUCCUCAGGCACAUCGGCGUCGACACGGCGCUCACCGAGAUGAGCUUCUCCGUGUCCCGGGACCAGGGUCUGUUUGAGUGGGCCGGGACGAGCCUCGGUGCAAUUUUCUGCCAGCGGAGGAACCUUUUCUCGCCCACGAUGUGGCAGAUGAUCCUGGACAUUGUCCGCUUCAACAAGUUCGCAUUGGAUGUCUUGAUAGACGAUGACGUGGGCGAGGAGUCGAUUGGAGAGUAUCUAGACCGAGAGCGGUACUCGAACGCGUUCCGCGACAAUUACCUGCUCCCUCUCGCGGCAGCCGUCUGGAGCACGGCGCCGGACAAGUGCGCACUGGAGUUUCCGGCUGCGACUCUGAUUCGGUUCAUGUGGAACCACCAUCUGCUUUCUACCCUUGCGCGGCGGCCGGCGUGGCUCACCAUCGCGACGGGCGCCAAGACUUACAUCGACAAGGUCAUGAAGGGCUUCCCGCCUAACCACGUACGACUCAACACGGCCGUGACCGCGCUCACGAACGAGCCUGACGGACGCGUGCGCCUGCACACCGGCGACGGCAGUUCCGAGCUCUUCGACCACGUCAUCUUGGCCACGCACGGCGACCAGGCGUAUUCCAUCAUCCGCGACUCGGCGACCGAGGAGGAGCGGGCCGUCUUGUCAAGCUUCCAGACGACGCAGAACGUCGCGGUGCUGCACUCGGACUUGUCGCUGAUGCCCCAGUCCCGCAAGGCCUGGUCGAGCUGGAACUACCUCACUGAGUCCAAGUCCUCGCCGUCGCUGGCGGGCGAGCGCGGCGUCGACAAGGUCUGCGUCACGUACAACAUGAACAUCCUGCAGCACAUCCCGCGCGAGACGUUCGGCGACGUGCUGGUCACGCUCAACCCGCUGCACGACCCGGCCCCGGAGACGGUGCAGGGCUGGGUGGUCUACCGACACCCGUUGUACACGCCAGAGGCGGUCCGCGCCCAGCAGCGGCUGGACAGCAUCCAGAAUAAGAGGGGCAUCAGCUACGCGGGCGCCUGGACCAAGUACGGCUUCCACGAGGACGGGUUCAGCAGCGGCCUGCGCGUGGCGGUGGAGCACCUCGGCGCCAAGAUCCCGUUCGAGUUCAAGGACUCGACCUUCAGCCGCGGGGUGACGCCGCAGCUGACGAUCCGCGACAGGAUCAUUCGGUGCAUCAUUUUGCUGGUCCAUAUCUUGUUCAUCAGCGCCCUGGACUUGCUGUCGGGGAGCUGGGCCGGGGCAUCGACCACGCGGCGCCUGGCGAGCAGGGUCAACGGGCCGGCUGGGACCAACGGACGGCUGCAUAAGAAGGAAUGUUGAAGUAUUUGGUAGAUCGACGCAGGAGCGGCUUGGAAACAGCAGACGUGUCUAUAUUUACUGGCAAAUAUCAUAGAUAUGUCGCAUCUUCCCGCCCCCUUUUGCGCCACUUCUGCGUGUAAGUGAGACGGAGCC
This is a messenger RNA of Thermothielavioides terrestris NRRL 8126, 1786 nucleotides long. RefSeq lists its product as uncharacterized. Gene Ontology annotation, molecular function: oxidoreductase activity. Lineage: Eukaryota; Fungi; Ascomycota; Sordariomycetes; Sordariales; Chaetomiaceae. The transcript has 3 exons. The record is from RefSeq and is a predicted model, not a curated record. Bases 101 to 1654 code for a protein of 517 amino acids.